Molecule: messenger RNA, 10221 nt
Organism: Symbiodinium natans
Lineage: Eukaryota; Dinophyceae; Suessiales; Symbiodiniaceae
Source: the annotation of a GenBank genome assembly
AUGGGCGGGCCAUCGGGCGAGGCUCGAUUCUCCUUCUGUCCCAACCUCACUGGCAGGGUCAAAAUCAGUACGUGUGGAUCUGAUUUUGAUACGUGGCUGCAUGUGAAGUCCCCAAUUGUGGAUGUGAAUUGCGACGACUGUGGUGACUGUGCCCCUCAAACAGAGCUGUCAGUCGACGUCCUCGCGGACGAAUGCUAUGACAUUUUUGUUGAAGGGUUUCAGGAGUCUGAAGGUGACUUCGUCUUGUCGCUUACUUGCUCGACGGCGACUACAACUACGGUGAUGAAUGCUCUUGUUCCGUGCGGGAGCCCAGUGAGCGGUUCCACUGUUGGCUUGCCGGACACUCUAGGAUUCCGCGGAGGCGAAGCGCAUUGGAGCUUCUGUCCAAACAGCACUGGCAGGGUCAAGAUCAGCACGUGCCUGUCGAGUGGGAUGAGGCCCACUCUCUUCUACUUGAAAGGCCAUGACAUUGAUGUGGAUUGCGCAUGGGAUUGCCACGCGUCGUGCGGCCAUAGAGAGGCUUGGGUGGACGUCCGAGCUGGCGAAUGCUACGACAUCAUUGUUGAGGGAUAUGAUUUUGAGCAAGGCGACUACACAUUGUCGAUCUCCUGCCCCGUCGCAAUCAACACGACAGCGGUUGUGUGCGGGAGUACCGUGAAUGGGUCGUCCGUGGGUUUACCAAAUUUCAAUGGCGGACCACAGGGUGACGCCAGGUAUGUGUUCUGCGCCGACCACACCGGGCGAGUCCAGGUCAGCACUUGCGGGUCAGACUUGGAUACCGCGCUGCACGUGCAAGGUCCAGGCGUUGAAGGUGAUUGCGACUGUGGUGACUGCUACUGGCUGACUGCUCAACCUGGCGACUGCUAUGACAUCUUCGUGGAAGGUGAGCGUUUAGAUGGGGACUACGUGUUGUCAGUCACUUGCCCCGCUGCAUCGAACACGACAAUGCUUUCAUGUGGGAGCACGGUGUAUGGUUCGACUGUGGGCCUGCCAAACACCAUAGGGCAUCAAGGGCAUCAAGCUGGAGAUGUGCAGUACUGGUUUUGUCCUUCCACGGCUGGCACAGUCCACAUUAGCACCUGCGAGUCGAACUUCAAUACUUGGCUGCACGUCCAAGGUCCCGCUGUGAACUAUUCCUGUGGCGGAUGCGGCCACUGUGGUUUGUCGGACUACGGGGACUCUGAGGUCACCAUCAGCUUCCUUCCGGACAAGUGCUAUUCGAUUCAUGUGGACGGCUUUGAUCGUUUGUACGCGUAUGAGGAGAACGAGGGAGACUACUCUCUCACCUUGACUUGCACUGCCCCAAGCACCACGAAUAACACAAAUGUCACAUGUCCCGUGUACAUCGCGGGGGCCAACCCGAUACCUGAGCUCCUCGCCUUUGCUGAGCCCGUGGUGGUCUUGCCUUCCGUGGAGUCAGUGUUGGACUCACUUGCCGAGGGCUUGACAAGCACCUCGGGAGCAGAGCUCCUGCUCCCGAUGGGUUUGUAUGAUGAAAAUUCGAUUCCGAGCUUCGCUUACUUGGAUGCUCUGGCCCGUUUAAUCUUGGAUGGGCUACACCUCCUCCUUGUCGGCGGACGAGCCAUCGAUUUCCUCAACGAGCUCCGGUGGGAGUUGGGUUUCCAUGGCGAUGGCUUCGGGCUUCUCUACGAGAGAAGCUGCAGCUCCGGGUACGGGGAUGACGAGGAGUGGCGUUUGUCGGGUGAUGGAUUUGGAGGCGGUCCCAAGGUUUUGCCAGUGAGUCCUUAUAUGUCUUGUGUAGAGCUUCAGAGUCUGCCAGAGACGGUCGAUGGACUUUACGACAACAUUGGGAACGCAGUGGCCUGGACGUCUCGUCAUGGCAAGGGACGCAUCACGUUUCUCGGAGUCAUCUACAACAGUCCGUUCCUUCCGAUGCCCUCGGAAUGGCGGCAUCUUCUCGUCAGCUCGUUCAGCGCAACUUGUGGGCGCGAGGAAGACAAUGUGACUACUAUCACUACGACCUCCUUCCAUGUGACUCCUAUCACUACCGUCACUACGACCUCCUACACCGUGACUGGGAUGCCCCGACCGCGAUCAGGAGUGAACGUUUCUUGUGGGAGCAUUGUUCAUGGAAGCAUGCCAGAUUUUGAAGUCAGCCACAUCUUCUGCACCCCGCCACAUCCGUCACAGAUCGGCGAUGUAUUGAUCAGCACCUGCGGGUCUUCAUUUGACACCACGUUGGCUGUGCGCGAGGGUUUGGAAGAGAAGUGGUCAUGCACCUACUGUGGCAACUGUGGGGCAAACGCCGAGCUUAAGAUGGAUUGGUUGGCAGCCGACACAUGCUACAGCAUUGAGGUCGGCGGCCGACACGCCACGGGCAAUUACUCCCUAUGGGUUUCUUGCUGCGACGAGGGUUUGUGCAACCACCGUGGCACAGUGACCCACAAGGCCUGGGGUCCUGCUAUCACGGAUUCGCCCGAGCUGUGCGGGUGCCUUUGCUUCUAUCCUUAUGCCGGACCCACCUGCAGCGAGUGUGCGAGAAGUUCUCUGUCAAUCUUUAAGGAUGGCACCUGCCAGCGUUGUUGGGAGGAAGGUGUUAGCAAGAGUCUUGUUGCUCUGCAUGGCACCACUGUGCUUUGGAAGUCAGGCGUUUUGCAUCCCGAGUGUGCUACUGGCGAAUCUGCCAUGCAGGUCAGCUACCGCGCCACUGUGGGGGAAGUCACACAGCAAAGUGACAGUCUGCGCGUAGAGAUGGGCGCUUGUCUGGAUGCCCGCCAGCAGACUUCUGAGGCUGUCUCUGUAUAUGCCAAUGGAGUGUCAAUUGGCAACGUCUACUGUGCUCCUGAAGUACACUGCGACCUCGGCUUUGCUCACGCAGUCAAGUCCACAAGGAUCCCUUUCGCCAUUCAGAUGCUUUCGUGGUCGGAAUCGACCUUGGCCGCGCUGUCCCUGCUUGAGCUGCUGGUCGGUGCAUUCAAUGGCAGCCAGGUUCUGAUUGCUGACCUUCGGGGGAACCGCUUCAAUAGCACCUUGAGCUCCGAGUCCCUUUUGGAGGUUCAGGCUUUCUUCAAUGCUCAGUUGCAGUUGACACAGAGCCAUGGUUUCUCCUGCUCCUUCCCGGACCCGACCCUUUUCGGGAAGCAGGUCCCUGAACUUCUGAUCCUAGUUGGGGCCCUCUGUGCUGGUUCAGACGACUUGCUGCAGCCCUUCGUGCGCGAGGGUGGGCAGGUGCUCUACCUGCGCCAGUACCAAAGAGGAGCUCUUCCCGGGUUCAUCUCUUACAUUGAUCUGGGCAGCCAGGUGUCAGGCUUUGCCCAGCCCACUUGCAACUUUGUGAAAUCCUGGCUGAAACGAAGGAGGGGCGAUGCCGACUGCAUUCACGACAUUCACGACGGCGAGAUCAGUUUCGAGCCGCUGGAAAUCAGGGCCUUUCAACGAAGCAUGCUCAAGUUUCAGAAUCUGUGCCCCAUCCGGGCCUGUUGCAUCGGCCAGCAAUGCAGCGACCUCACCGAUGCUGACGAAGACGCCGCAAUGUGCUGGACCCCGCUCCUGGAGAUGGGCAUCUACAACGUGACGGUGACCUUCUGGGAUGUGAAAGAUGGGAACCUCGGCACGCUGCGCCUCAAUGUGAGCCUCAAUGUGGCUGCUCCCAAAUCAACCCUCCAAGCCGACCGACCUGAACGUUUUGAGUCCAAUCCGUCGACUCUUGCGCAGGCGGUCUUGCCAGAGCUCCUUCCGUGGUACGCUUCAAGAGACGAGGCCUACAAUACGGGCUCUUUCUCGUCUCUCUACGAUCACAGCAUGUCCCGCUGCUGCGACCACGUCGCCGUCGCAACAGAUCUUGCCAUCAUGGGCCGGCUGGACAGAGACUACGCGCCCACAUGCAGCCAAAACUUUGAUCGCUCUCAACAUGAAACGCCGGCACCGAUUCAGCACGAAAGACCAUUUCCCACGACUCUGCGAUUCGUGGCUUUGCGCUGCUAUGUCAAAAGCACGCAAGUCGAGGCAGAUGGGCCAGAUGGCGCAAGCUGCAAUUUGCCAAGUUUGCCAAGCCUCGAGCCACCACCGCUCGCACUCGCGGAGGAGGAACACACGUGGAUCUGGCAGCAGAAGGUGGAUUCCUACGUCCGCGCUGCCGAGCAGCACGUGGAGCAGCAUGUCAACAAUGCGGAACCACUGGACCCACUGGCCUCAGGGCCUAAGCGUGCCCAGUGGAUCGUACGCCAAGCCCUGAAAGCCACGGGUCUCCAGAGCCGAUUCCAGUAUCGCACCCUCAAAGGCUGCGAUGAGGAGGAGGUCCCAGAUCGCUGGGGGCAGUGCCACUGGGCUUGGGGCGCCCGGGCUUCCGAGGCUGGGCCGCACUUGCUCAGCGCGGGCUUCCGGGAGCUAAGCGGAAAGGUCUGGAACGGGAACCUGCGGAACCUCUCCGUGGCCCGGAAGGGGGACAUCCUGGUGCUGCCCGCCUUCAAUCUCACCUACGAGUCCGAUGCUGUCUUGGACUACUCCUGCGAUCUCGGCUUCAUUGCCAUCAAACGCUCGGACAGCUCGGAUUCCUGGGUGUCGGACCAAUUUCUAAGCUUGGGCAUCUUCUCGGCCAUGCUUGACAUGCGGGCAGCCGGCAUGCCCAGACUUUAUAGGCUGCGAGAAGAUGCAGGGAUUGUGCCCGAGCCUCAAGAGCGGUUGCUGCCCAUGGUGAUGAAGGAGGAUCUUCUUCGAGGUCUUGCGCGAGCGGAAGCUCUUCAGUGGCAUCAGCAGCAUGCCGCGGCCGCACGAGACGUCUCGGAUACUGAGCUGCAAGAGUAUCCUUGUCCGAGCGUGUGGCAGCCCGCGGGAAUCGACGGAGGCCGACCGGUUCCCAGCAACAUGCCUCGCCAGCUAAGAGAGGUCGGCUUCGGUGCGUUCGAAGAUUUAGAUCCAUCCUCGUUUGCUCGGAAGACUUGGUGUUUCGAGAUGGCGCCGCGAGUGUUCAGGCACUUUGGGGUGAGAUGUUGCUACGACUCCGGCAGGCGAUUUAUCACAGAUUGGCCCUCGACAAUCCUUCUCGGUGGUGGUGAGGCGGCAUUGUGGACCUUGGUUGAGGAGGCCGAUGCCGAGAGGCUGGAGUUUAAGGAGGUUGCCACCACAACCACCACGGCCACCACGGCCACUACCGCCGUGACCAACACCGCCACCACCACCACCACCACCACCACCACCACCACCACCACCACCACCACCACCACCACCACCACCGCCACGGGCGUUGACGUGUCAUUUGCCGGAAUUGAAUCCGCAAUCUCCAUGCAGAAGGGCACAGUGGAUCUUCGCUGGGGAAACGCCAGGAUGGAUUCCAACAGCACUCAGCUCAUCUCUGGCAUCACCUACCUCUUGCUGCGGGCGGAAGCCGAGGAGCUCCUCUUGAACAUCGAGGGGUUGUUUGAGUUGUUUGAGUUGUUUGGCCAACCCCAAGACUUUGACUUUGGCAGCUCGGGCAUUGUUGCGACAAGCACCGAUCGCUUGAAUGCCAGCAUCAGCGGCCUCGAGCCUCAGUCCACGCACUUCUUCCUUGUGUUGGCCGUCGUGGAACACCAUGGAUCCCCCAACGGCCCCAACAUCUCCAUGUCCCGCAACCGCCGGGUCUCCCGUGUGGUCAUCGCUUCCGAGGACGCGGUUGAACAAGAUGGCGCAAGACUCGUGGAAGUUUUGGCCACGGAGACGCUGACAAUUGAAGUCACGAACUCGAGCGUGCAGUUCGAAGCAUCUGAGUCGGGUGGCCUGCCCGUGUUGAACACGGGAUGUUGCCUGUCGGGCUUGAGUAGCGAGGGAGACCCUUUCUUCGUGAUCGUUGAAAGCAUCGAGGAAGUCGGGCCACGGCUGGUGGCUCGGACCCGCCCCGCCCAGAUUACGGACCUCUACAAGCGCCUCGUGCUGGACGAAGCACUGAUCCUGAGAGGCGAGGACGACUUAGACUCCGACUCGGCCUCUGCUCUGGGCCGCCGCCUCUCGGCGAGUCCUUUGAAGGAAAGGACCACCCUGAAACAAUCUGCCAGCGGGUUUGUGAAAGCAGGCCUCAGGGUCUACGCAAAUCUUGGGGUUGAGAUCGGUCUGCAAGUGACAGUGGACCUUGACUGGGCCAUCGACAAGUUGGAAGUCAGCGCCAAGUACUCCGUCGGCUGGUCCCUCACGGCCGGCGUGGACUUCAAGGCGAGCGUCGGGAUAGGCUACAAUGAGGAGAUCGCCUUCCCGGUGAAUCCCAAGUGGGCCCAAAUCAGGUUCCCGCUGUUCACCGGCUUCUGGCUGACCUUGAAGCCAUCUCUAGGCUUCUUUGCCUCCGGUAGUGUUACCGCCGACCUGGCCGCCAGCACCUCAUGGGUCGUAGGAGAGACUCAGACGUUCCAGGCAUCUCGCCGAAAUGGGAACUGGCUUGGGACCUACACAUACACCCCGCAGCCACCGAAGCUCACAAGCAUCGCAGACCUCAAGGGCUCAAUGGGCCUGAAGCUCUCAACGAAGCUCAGUCUCAGCUUCCUGGCCUACGGCCUCUUCGGGAUGAAGGUCUCCCUGCAGCCGGAGCUGUCUUUCGACAUGGCCUCGGAGAUUCCUCUCAUCGGCUUUCUCAAUGCACAGGACCCUUUGGGCGGAUUUCACCUUCGGAAGUUCGAGCUGAACUUCAACUUGCACGCGGCGCUGGCCAUCGAUUGCGGGGAGUUUGAUAGCCAUCAGAGCUGCCCGGGUGAGAUUGCGAAAGGCACCCCUUUCACAAAGGCCCUCUUGAAGUUGCCCACAGGACGGAUCGACGCGUUGGGAUCCUGCUCAUUCAACGCCGGCCGGACGGGCGGUGUGGUCCUCAACAUGGACCGUGCUCUUUGGCUGGUGGACUCGGAUCUUUUCGAACAUCGGGGUUCCAGCAGCGACUCGCUGCUCAGACUGCAGUUGAAAGACAAGGAGGAGGAGGAGGAGGGAGCCCGGCCCGGCACAGUCUACCUUUUCCAGUCCUCCCGGAAGUUUCCGCAGCUUCGCAUCUUGGCACAGACGAGCUUGCUCUCCGACUGCAGGAAAGUUCCACAAGAGAGCAACGACCCGUACAGAGGAGGCAAGAAGUGGCGACGGCGGCGGUCACCGGCCGCUGGGUCAGGGGAUCCGCACUGUAGCACCUUCGACGGACUUCGCUUCGAGUGCAACUUCCUCGGCGAGAUCCUUUGGACAAAGUGCGAGACCUUCGCGGUCCACGUCUUCACAGAGCAGGCCCUGAGUCAGGAGAGCAAGGCCACGGUCAUCAGAGGCUUCGCUGUGAGAGAGGAGGGCCAGGUCGUCCAGGCGGUCCUUCAAAGCAACGUGACCCUGGACAACAACGGCAACAAUGGCACCAAGGCUGCUAACGCUUCGAGCUUUGCGAGCUUUGCGAGCUUCGAUGUCUUGGUGGAGGGCGACGGCAGCCACAUCAGCACGCGGCAGUUCGGGGAGGUGCUGGUGCUGGAGACCCUUCGCGGCCACGAGGUGACGGCCAUCUUCCACGCGACGCACAUCUUCUUGCAGAUUGUACCAGCAGAUCAUUGCUUCAAUCGAAUGGAGGGUCUUCUGGGCAACAACAACGGGGAUGCUGCGGAUGACUUACAACCUUUGGGUUCCAGCAGCUCCCUCCCAACAUCAUCCUCAGCAGAGGAGAUAUACGAGCAGCACGUACUUUCUUGGUGCAUUGAUGAUUUUCUGGACUCGCUCUUCCCACAGGACCUUUUCCACGCUUGCCAGCGCAACUACUGGCCCACGUUCAUUUCAAGCUUAGAUCGAUCCACUUGUCCGGAGACUUGCGCAGGUGAUGCCUUCUGCUGCCUGGAUUACGUGGUCGCCGGGGAGGACAUGGCCGUGGCUUCCCUGGCUGAGCUUCAAGCCACCGAUGCAGCUCAGCGCGCGGCUUCAGCUUUUGGAAAGGAUCCUCCCAGCCUUCAGCUGCCAACCGAAAUCUUUGCCACAUAUGGCGCAGGCACAGUGUUGCAGUUCACCGUGGGCGCAGAGACCAUGGAGGGCAACAGCAUCCAGGAACUCAACUGCUCCGUUUGUAAUCGGGUGUCCUGUGCAGUGUCGGGGCUAGGGGAGGUUCGGGCAUCGCUCGAAGUCUACGACAACGGCUCCUUGGUGCUGGGCCCCACGGAGUGUGUCGCGGUGGAUGCUGGUGGCUUGUCAACUCUGGGAGGCGGGGCCGCCUUCAGAAGGCCCGGGAUCUAUGUGCCGCUAUUGCCGCUAUGUGCCACUUUGUUCUUUUUAGUUGCGCCUGUGCUUUCUGAUACAGAUCACAGCUACAAUGACAAGCUCCAGCACGACAUCAUCACAGAUCCCGGCCACGAUGACGAGCACGUGGACAAGCUCCAACACACUCUCCUCGACAGCAUCCUCAACAGAGAUCACCGCCGCGAUGACGAGCACGUGGACAAGCUCCAUCACACUCUCAUCGACAGUGACUUCAACAGAGAUCACCGCCACGAUGACGAGCGCGUGGACAAGCUCCAACACACUCUCGUCUACAGCGACUUCAACAGAGAUCACCACCACGAUGACGAGCACGUGGACAAGCUCCAACACACUCUCAUCGACAGUGACUUCAACAGAGAUCACCACGAUGACGAGCACGCGGACAAGCUCCAACACACUUUCAUCGACAGUGACUUCAUCAGAGAUCACCACCACGAGCAUGUUGUCAAGCCCCAGCACACCCUCAUCGACAGUGACCUCAACAGAGGAGCAGAUCACAACCACGCCGACGAGCACGUGGACAAGUUCGAACACAGCCAUGUCCACGCAGGACAGCAGCCAUUGCUUGCCAACCGUCCUCUCAUCACGUGGCAGUAUUUUAUCAGGUCGUCGCACUCGCGUUUGAGUGAAACAUCGACUUCCACGCCCGCUCGACCCAACCUUGCCCUCUACAAGCCUGUGCUGGCAUCCUCUUUCCGUUCGGCUACGGAGUAUGCCGCUCAAGCCGUGGAUGGGAACUUGCAGUCGCAGUGGGCCUCUGCGCCACAGAGUCUGCAAUGGCUGUGGGUGGAUUUGCUUGGCGUCUACGAAGUCGCAGCUGUCGCCAUUUCCUGGGGUGAAGAGUCAGAAGCUGUGCUUCAAACCAGUUUCAAUGGCCUGGAAUGGAAAGACGUCUCAGAUGUCGCAACUGGCCCAGACUCAACUGAUUUCAACCCGCCCAUUGAGGCGCAGUGGUUGCGGGUAGUGUGCCAAGAAAGCUGCAGCAUCCGCGAGCUUGCCGUUCAUGGUGACAGGCCACAGCAGAACCUUGCUCUUUGGCGGCCCACACUGGCCUCCUCCCAUGCAGGCUUUGAGCAUGUCUCGCGCAUAGUGGAUGGUUUGGAGGAGACUGAGUGGAUCUCUGGGUCAGAAUCCCAGCCCUGGGCCUGGGUGGAUCUUCUUGGGCUCUACACGAUCUCAGAGAUUGAGGUGCUUUGGGGAGUAGCAUAUGCAGCACACUAUGAGUUACAGACGAGCCGUUCCGGCGUCGACUGGGCCACCGCUGCCACAGAGGCCGGCACAGAGGGCAGCCGGGUGCGCACCAAGCUUCCAGCCGGCACGCAAGCACAAUGGGUGCGCGUCCUGUGCGUCUCCUUGGCCGGCUUUCAGUGCGGCAUUCGAGAGCUUCGGGUAUUUGAAGCAGUAAAACCGGUCCCGGGCUCCCCCUCCUCCGAGAAUCUCGCUCAGAGCAAACCUGUCUUGGCUUCGUCCGAGCUGUUGCCGCAUGUUGCUACCAAAGCCGUGGAUGGACUCAGUGACACGCACUGGGCCUCUGCUGCUUCAGGCAACCAGUGGAUCCGCCUGGACCUUUUGGGCCACUACGUCCUCAGCCAUGCUGUGCUGCUUUGGGGCCCAAGUUCAAGUGCUUGGCCAGUCAGCUAUGAUCUUGAGAUCAGUUUCAAUGGGUUGACAUGGGAAGCCCUCGUGGCAGACAUCCUCCCGGAGGCUCAAGUACAAACAGAGCUCCCGGCAGUGACCACGCAAUGGCUGCGGGUCUACUGCAGGAGUGAACACGGCUGUGGCAUUCAGGAGCUGCAGGUCUACGGGGCGCCGGCCCUUCGGCGGCUUGCCUUGCGGCACAUCUCAGUCACGUCGCAGCCCAAGAAGGGGGCCUUCUUGGUGAGGCUGGCGCUUGGGCUGGCGCUUGUGCUGGCAGUCCUCACGAUGUCCGGGUGUGUCUGGUGCCUUCUGGGCAAGGAUGGAUUGCAGCUGCCACAAGAUGCCCCAAAAGUCAUGUCUGGUCUUGUGUCCUUGGGGAAGCGCGCCUGUGAAUAG